UCAGCUAUUGGCAGUUCAACACAGCAUCUUUUGGACGGCUAGAGUUUGCCGCAGACAUUGAUUUGGAUUCGGGAAUGUCAGCAAUUUCUGUGCUCAGGCUGACUGUUCGAGAUCAAGGAACUCCAGUGCUGACUGGCACAGCCACCUUGACAGUCAGUGUAACGCCAGACAAUGAAUAUCCUCCUACCAUCAGCGCUCAGCCUGCUGCUAGUGUGGUUGAG
This is a messenger RNA of Candidula unifasciata, 221 nucleotides long. NCBI's taxonomy places the organism in Eukaryota, Metazoa, Mollusca, Gastropoda, Stylommatophora, Geomitridae. The record is from the annotation of a GenBank genome assembly.